AUGGACGCUGCGCAGCUGGUGCAGCUUGAGGCAGAAGCGUGGGCGUCUGACCAGCAGCGGCAGCUGUACAGCACCCCACUGAUCCCCGGGUUCCCGUGGUACACUGUGGCCGCAGCCGCUUCACACUCAGUGCGCCGUCACGUGGUGCCAUAUCACUACACUUUCCGUGUAUUUGUGAAGGGACGCUGGAUUGGGCGGUCCCUUUUGGACAUCUACAGCGAAGAGCAUACACACCACUCGCGCCAGUACUAUGCGACGUGCAUGCAGCGGGGUCUGCUUCGACGUCAGCCACGGACAAACCAUAAUGUGCGACGAGGUUAUAUGAAACGCUCAUACGGGGUGGAUCAGCCGAGUAAGAGUGACGGUGUUGAAGAUGUUUCACAAUCAAUUAUUUUGGAGCGGGGCGACCUCGUCCUUCACACGGUGCAUCGACACGAGGUUCCUGUGUGUAUGGGCACGACAGGGGUGGAUCCGAUAGUUCUCGCGGCAGUACGCAUCACAGCGUAUGGGCUGCUUCUUAUCCACAAGCCAGCAGGUGUCCCCACGCACGCAAGCGGUAGGUAUUUCAUGAACUCCUGUACGAACAUGCUGGAGUAUGUCCUGGCACCCAAGCGUCUACGCGCCUGGCUCCUGCAGCGGGACCCACUGUUGCAGUCUCUAGUGUCAACAAGACACUUGACGGAGGAGGAGUGCCAGGAGCUUCUGGCGUACUACGCGGUGGAAGAAGGUGUGACCGAUGCGGGGGAAUGUGUCCCUAUAGAACGCCUUCCGCGCCCGUGUCAUCGCCUAGAUAAGGUAACCUCCGGUGUGUUGCUGCUCGGGGUUUCACAAGCGGCCACGCGGCGCGUGGGGGAGGCGCUGACGCGCAAAACGAAACAGAUGGAGGAAGUCUUUCUGCGGCAGCUGUUGGGGUUUGCCGCAGACGACACAAAUAAUACAAGGGUGGACGGUGUACGAACUAUUAAUGCGAAAAUAUUGGAGGAGUUUGAUGUUGGAGUGAGGAAGCGGUACUUGGCCCGCGUCCAUGGUUGCUUUCCCAAUCGCGCACUGCACGUACUCUCCGCAGGUGGCGGGACACAAGGGAAGGACGCGGAUGCGCAGCGUCGCAGUGCAGCAGACGAUGGUAUUUUUAUUGCCACGAUGGCAAACCACACACCCCGCCAUGGGGAUGGUAGUGGGGAAGACGCGGUGUGUGGCGUUGGCCCGCCAGUGCUGCUUGCAUCGCCGUUGGCGCAGCUACAAUUCCGUAAUGGGGACACUGCGGAGGAGCCGGUAGCGCGGAAUGAUGAGGGGAAGCAGCAGCGGGAGCCUGUCCAACAGGCGGCUGCCACGUUCUGUCAACCGCUGCGUCAAUUUGCCUCCGGCAGCGGCGAGCAAAGGGAUGAGGGUGAGACAUUGGUGCAAUGUGUCCCCUUCUCUGGUCGCAUGCACCAAAUUCGUAUACAUCUUAGUGACUGGGGGCACCCCAUCAUCGGGGACGCUAGCCUCAGUGCGAUGGAGCAGCAGCAAAGCAGCUUGUAUGCGCCUGCGUCGCCCCACUGCGAGGGCACCGCCACACAUGACGUGGAAAGCAAGGAAGGGAUAAAAUUAUACUUUUGCAUGGAUGAUCUACCAGCGGUUUAUCGUGAGGGGUUUCAUAAACAUGACGCUCUCUGUUGGGAGUGUGCAGGCCGCCUUCCUGUGGCCUCGUUUGGGAACCAAAAUAGUAGUACCAUAGCACUGCAUGCAUGGCAGUAUGAAAUAGACCACCAUUUACUGCGCACCUGCGUGCUGGACAACGCGGCUGUUGGAACGGAUGAAACAGUAGAGGCGAAGGAUGAAAAAGAAGUGGAACCGCAAAAUUACGAACAGGGGCAUGCAGAGAAUGACGGGAAGGAGACGGUAGUGAACCUCUGCUGUUGCAUGAGAGAUGUGAGGCGGCAUCAGGACGAAUUUGUCCAGCGGCGAGGGAAAUAUGUUGUCUUUUUUGCUCCUUUACCUGCAUGGUCACUUGAUUAA
Messenger RNA from Trypanosoma rangeli, 1998 nucleotides. Its product is annotated as tRNA pseudouridine synthase 9. The transcript has a single exon. The coding region runs from base 1 to 1998 and encodes 665 amino acids. Lineage: Eukaryota; Euglenozoa; Kinetoplastea; Trypanosomatida; Trypanosomatidae. The record is from RefSeq and is a predicted model, not a curated record. Gene Ontology annotation, biological process: pseudouridine synthesis. Gene Ontology annotation, molecular function: pseudouridine synthase activity; RNA binding.